Messenger RNA from Nannospalax galili (Upper Galilee mountains blind mole rat), 4024 nucleotides. RefSeq names its product calcium/calmodulin dependent protein kinase II beta (gene Camk2b). The transcript is spliced from 21 exons. Gene Ontology annotation, cellular component: cytoplasm; neuron projection. Gene Ontology annotation, molecular function: calmodulin binding; ATP binding; calcium/calmodulin-dependent protein kinase activity. Bases 205 to 1833 code for a protein of 542 amino acids. Lineage: Eukaryota; Metazoa; Chordata; Mammalia; Rodentia; Spalacidae. Gene Ontology annotation, biological process: protein phosphorylation. The record is from RefSeq and is a predicted model, not a curated record.
GCGGCGCGCUCCUGGCGGGGACAGAGCGAGCAGAUCUCGCGUGCGCUCGCCGCCCGGCGCAGCCCAGCACGGCCCCCGCCCGGCGCCGCGAGCCGAGGUGUCUCCCGCGCCCGCGCCCGUGUCCCCGCCGUGCCCGCGAGCGGUAGCCGGAGUCGCCGCCGCCCGAGUGCAGCCGAGCGCACGCCGAGUCCGAUCGCCGCCGCCAUGGCCACCACGGUGACCUGCACCCGAUUCACCGACGAGUAUCAGCUCUACGAGGAUAUUGGCAAGGGGGCUUUCUCUGUGGUCCGACGCUGUGUCAAGCUCUGCACAGGCCAUGAGUAUGCAGCCAAGAUCAUCAACACCAAGAAGCUGUCGGCCAGAGAUCACCAGAAACUGGAGAGAGAGGCUCGGAUUUGCCGCCUGCUGAAGCAUUCAAACAUUGUUCGUCUCCAUGACAGCAUCUCUGAAGAGGGGUUCCACUACCUGGUUUUCGAUCUGGUCACUGGUGGGGAGCUCUUUGAAGACAUUGUGGCAAGAGAGUACUACAGUGAGGCUGAUGCCAGUCACUGCAUCCAGCAGAUCCUGGAGGCUGUUCUCCAUUGUCACCAAAUGGGGGUCGUCCACAGAGACCUCAAGCCUGAGAACCUGCUUCUGGCCAGCAAGUGCAAAGGGGCCGCGGUGAAGCUGGCAGACUUCGGCCUGGCCAUCGAGGUGCAGGGGGACCAGCAGGCAUGGUUUGGAUUUGCUGGCACGCCGGGCUACCUGUCCCCUGAGGUCCUUCGGAAGGAGGCAUAUGGCAAACCUGUGGACAUCUGGGCAUGUGGGGUGAUCCUGUACAUCCUGUUGGUGGGCUACCCGCCCUUCUGGGACGAGGACCAGCACAAGCUGUACCAGCAGAUCAAGGCUGGGGCCUAUGACUUCCCAUCCCCUGAAUGGGACACCGUUACUCCUGAAGCCAAAAACCUCAUCAACCAGAUGUUGACUAUCAACCCUGCCAAGCGCAUCACGGCCCAUGAGGCCCUGAAGCACCCAUGGGUCUGUCAACGCUCAACGGUGGCCUCUAUGAUGCACAGACAGGAGACUGUGGAAUGUCUGAAGAAGUUCAAUGCCAGGAGGAAGCUCAAGGGGGCCAUCCUCACCACUAUGCUGGCAACACGGAAUUUCUCAGUGGGCAGACAGACCACCGCUCCAGCCACAAUGUCCACCGCGGCCUCCGGCGCCACCAUGGGGCUGGUGGAACAAGCCAAGAGUUUACUCAACAAGAAGGCAGAUGGAGUCAAGCCCCAGACAAACAGCACCAAAAACAGCUCGGCCAUCACCAGCCCCAAAGGAUCGCUCCCUCCUGCUGCCCUGGAGCCUCAAACCACCGUUAUCCAUAACCCAGUGGACGGGAUUAAGGAGUCUUCCGACAGCACCAACACAACCAUAGAAGAUGAAGAUGCCAAAGCCCGGAAGCAGGAAAUCAUCAAGACCACAGAGCAGCUCAUCGAGGCUGUCAACAAUGGCGACUUUGAGGCCUAUGCGAAAAUCUGUGACCCAGGCCUGACCUCAUUUGAGCCCGAAGCUCUGGGCAACCUGGUCGAAGGGAUGGAUUUCCACAGAUUCUACUUCGAGAACCUGCUGGCCAAGAACAGCAAGCCGAUCCACACGACCAUCCUGAACCCACACGUGCACGUCAUUGGUGAGGACGCAGCCUGCAUCGCCUACAUCCGCCUCACGCAGUAUAUAGACGGGCAGGGCCGGCCCCGCACCAGCCAGUCCGAAGAGACCCGCGUGUGGCACCGCCGAGAUGGCAAGUGGCAGAAUGUACACUUCCACUGCUCGGGAGCGCCGGUGGCCCCACUGCAGUGAGAGCUGCGCCUGGUUUCACCGGACAGAGUUGGUGUUUGGAGCCCAGCCGCCCUUGGGCGCACGGCCUGCCUGUCGCAUGUUUGUGUCUGCCUCGUCCCCUCCCCUGGUGCCUGUGUCUGCAGAAAAACAAGACCAGAUGUGAUUUGUUUUUAAAAAUAAGAUGACAACGACAACCACACAUAAAAAAAUUGACAUCGGAUGAAAUAGGAAAAAAAAUAACUAAAGAAAGGAAAAAGCUGUAAAAAAUCUGGCAUUUGUGGGGCCAUUCCCCCCACCCAAGCUCCACAAUGUGUCCGUUGCGCUCCUGGCUUUUUGGGGACCCUCAGGGCGUAAACGUGCCCAUGCUGACCGUGUUAGUCUGUAGGUAUUGCACUCACCCCACACCUUGGGCGUCUGCAUCCUCCCUCCCACGCAUGGGCCCUGUGUGUGUGCUAACCUGGCUGUUGUGAUGUCAGGUGUCUUGGGGAGGGCUGGGGGCUGCCUCCUUUCCCGCUAGUUGUGCCUGAAAGUGCUGCUGUUUCUGCUUUCCCCUCCUUUCCCUCAUCCUGUGAAGGGCUAGGUGGGGGCUCCUCUAGCCAAGGACCUACCAUCUGGCAUCAGCGGCCCUUUGCCCCAUGGAGUGUGUAGGAGAAGCCUGCCCUCAUGCCCAUCAGAGAAGCACAUGGGCUCUCAGCUCUGGUUCUUUGGGGGAUUGAGGUAUGGAGGUACACAACUUGCUUCCAGGCCUCAUGCCUGGUAAGAGUUGGCUAAGAAGACAUGUUGGCAGCAGUUCCCACCUAUCUAGCCAUGAAGAGAGGACUGGGCCAGAGGCUGGCCUCCUUCCUAUUUGGGGCACUUGUCUCUUCCCUGCCAUCCAGCAGCAGAGCAACAGUGGCCCUCCACCAGCUGGGUAGAUCCUCAUUGUGCAGUUGAGCAGACCCUACCAAGGACUGUGGGCCUCAAAUCCUCAACAGAUGCUGGGAGCAAGCCAGGCUGCAUCUUGGGUUGUCUGCCUGCAGCGUGGAGGCUGGGAGCUGGAGACUUGGUUGAGAGACGCAGAAAGUGGCAAAGAGGGGCCAGAAGUGGCAAAGGGGCCGGAAGAUGGGUUUUAGGCUCCUGGGCUGACAGGGUCCACGAAGAUAUUUGCUGAAGUAGGAGUGCUUUCAUAACCUGGGCCUAGGGUAGAAGCCAGGGUAGGAGCCAGCCAGGAGCACACGGAAGGCUGAGUGGUUGGGCUGUAUUAUGUGAGGCCCUGCCAGGUGGGCCAGGGAUACAGCCUAGAGAGAGAAGGCAGGCUGGGGGCAGAGAUAUGUGGGUUGGGGCCUGAGUACCAGUGGAUGGAGGGGAGGGUGCAUCGGGACAAUGUGCCACCUCCAGGGCCCAGUGGUGCUCCCAGGUGCCGGCUGCCUGGGCUCACUGUGGGUGGCCUUGGUCCUUGGUGUUAGAGGGAACUAUGGUGAGGUUGGGAACAGUGCAAAGGCAGUUGGGCCAGGAAAACAGGUAUGAAGCCGGGUUGGGUGGGGGUGGUUAGGAGCCUUGAUUGCAGAGGUCCAGGGGCCUCCACCCCAGUGCUGCCCACUUUAAAUAUAUGUCAUUUUCAACUAGGAUUUUCUUUAUCUUCUACAAAUCAAGCCAAGGGAGGGGCACAAAGUGGGGAACAGGACACAGGAUCCUAAACUCCAAGGGGACUGUCUACCUACAGACACUCAGUGGAUGCCACUUUUCAUCCACACUGUGCCCAGGACAGCUAUCCCCUAUCCAUGGACACAGGGUAAACAUCUGCCAGGCUCCAUGUGAGUGGCUCCAGGCCACGGGACAGUGGCAGGGCUUGCCACGGACAGUGUGAGGCCCUGUGGCCAACCACCCUGGCAUCCUGGAGUCUCCUCCUCUCCUCUCCCACUCCCUUAUCUCCACAGAGCUGCCUGUCUGGGAUAAUUUGGGGAUUGUUUUUUUUUUUUUUUCCCCUGGGGGAUAAUUCUUUUGCAUGACCCUCUCUAAAGAGCAGGCCGCUCCUGCUCUGCUAGCUAGGUGUUUGCGGGUGGUGGCGUUGGCCGCUGGCCAGCACUGCAGCAUGUUACUGCCUGCAGUGCUGGCGGCCCUCCCUCUUCUCUCUUUUUGCUGAGUUUCAUUGUCUUUUCUUUCUGAGCCUUGUAGGUGUACAAAAAUUAUUAUUUUGUUCUGUCUCGGGAAACUGCAAAUAAAAAAAAAAAAA